Molecule: messenger RNA, 1018 nt
Organism: Babjeviella inositovora NRRL Y-12698
Lineage: Eukaryota; Fungi; Ascomycota; Pichiomycetes; Serinales
Gene: CSH3
Product: Csh3p
Exons: 1
Coding region: 1-657 (218 amino acids)
Biological process (GO): endoplasmic reticulum to Golgi vesicle-mediated transport
Cellular component (GO): endoplasmic reticulum membrane
Source: RefSeq, a predicted model, not a curated record
AUGAGUUUCUACGAAGUUAUUAUUCCGCCAGCCAAUGCUGUUGUGGUUGGCUCCACUUGUUUUGCCCUCGGUGCCAUCUACGGCAACUUGCCAUACGACUUCCAGACCCUCUGGAGCGGCACCUAUAGUGACGAAGCUGUUGCCCGCUCCGUCGCUCAUUACGCGCUCUGGGGGAACUCGCCAAACUUUGUCCACUACAUCCUCCACGGGGUCAUGGCCUUGGGGUUCCUCGGAAUGUUUGUGAAAUUGUACAAGCCUAAUCCAGAUGCGAAGAUGUUCGAGUACGGGACCUUGGGGCUCUACAUGGCGGGGGUUAUCUUCUACUUGACCAAUAUGCGCAUCGGUGUGCAGUCGGCCAUUGUUGGUGAAUGGGGCGACGUGGACGAGAGAACCGGAAUCAACGUCAUCGCUGCGUCCGAGGUGUUCAUCGUGUUCAUUUAUGUUGGGAUCUUGGUAUUGCAGGGUGGCUUGUACUACGCCCAAUGGGAGGACGCCAAGUUAAAGGCAAAGUUCUAUGCGGACGAAGCUGCGUUGGAAGCCCAGCAGAAGGCCGCACAGGGUGAGGUUGAGACCGUCGAAGAAGUCGACGCCACCACCUCUUCCUCUGCCAAGGCCUCUGGGUCCAAGGCCACCAAGAAGAGCAAGGCUAAGAACUAGGUUACCAGUUAGGUUCUCCCUUUUCCUGUUUUGAAACAGAUAUGACUCUAACAUGUGCAUUUGCUUCUGUGAACGCUUCGUGAUUUCAAAUGUAGACUUAGGGGUCUCAAGGAGAUAACAAUCCCGGUCGUGAGUCCCAUCCUCCAAGUUUGUCUCAAGGAGGUCAAUAAAAUCAUCUGAUUCGUCGGAGAUUAGUAAAACUAUCUGACUCGCCGGAGCUUAGAUAUUAGUGAGGUGGUUCUGAGAAACCAGCGAGGUAGUGCCCCACACAUAUACAACUGUCUUUUUCCGUGCGUUUUUCCUAAAAUCCAUCCAAUGACAGUGGUGUUCAUGUACGAUUUGUACCUCAGGAAAAAUCCGU